Gossypium arboreum is the source of this 1882-nucleotide messenger RNA. Its product is annotated as TMV resistance protein N-like. Gene Ontology annotation, biological process: defense response; signal transduction. Bases 249 to 1706 code for a protein of 485 amino acids. The transcript has 2 exons. The record is from RefSeq and is a predicted model, not a curated record. Lineage: Eukaryota; Viridiplantae; Streptophyta; Magnoliopsida; Malvales; Malvaceae. Gene Ontology annotation, molecular function: ADP binding.
UGGGAAACGUAUAUCGAAAUUUCUUGGAAAAGUCGUUUGUCGCUCCCUGUAAAUUUCAUCUGUUUUUCUCCUUCCACAUAUAUUUAUCAUCUCAUACAUCGUUAUGUCAUCGUUACUUUCGACUUCCUCAUCCAUUUCCAGAAAGAAAUACGAUGUUUUCUUGAGUUUUAGAGGUGAAGAUAAUCUUAAGAACUUCGCAGAUCAUCUCUACGAUGCUCUAAAGAGGAGUGGCAUCAUCACUUUUAGGGAUGAUCCAAAGCUGGAGGUCGGCGAAGAGAUCGCACCGGAACUCUUCAAAGCGAUCCAGCAGUCGUGGUGCUCGGUUAUCAUUUUUUCGGAAACCUAUGCCUUUUCAGGAUGGUGCUUGGAGGAACUUGCUGAGAUUGUUCAACAAAAAAAUUGUUAACGGGCGUAAUGUAUUUCCAAUUUUCUACGUUGUGGAUCCAUCCGAUUUAAGAAAACAAAAAGAAAAAGUUGGAGAAGCCUUCGCCAAACACGAAGAAAGAUACAAGGAAGAUAAAGAUAAGAUCCAAAAGUGGCGAAAUGCUUUGACUGAAGUAGCUAACAUCAAAGGAUGGCAUUUACAUAAUCGGCACGAAUCAGCAUUUAUCGAAGACAUUGUUAAGAAUAUAUCAGCAAAAUUAUGUCAGACAUAUCCAAUUAUUCAUGACGAGUUGGUUGGAAUUAGUUUACAUUUGGAGGAGUUGUAUUCGAAAAUAAACAUUGGAGAAGACGAUGUCCGCAUUAUUGGAAUUUGUGGAAUGGGUGGCAUCGGUAAAACAACUCUUGCAAGGGUUGUUUACACUCAAAUGUCACCUUAUUUUGAAGGUAAAAGCUUUCUUGCUGAUAUUCGAGAAGUUUCAAACAAAUGUGGACUUGUCUCUUUACAGAAACAACUUCUUUCUCAAAUCUUGUCAGAUGAAUGCUUCAAUUUUUUCAAUGUUCAUGAAGGGAAUGCCAUAAUUAGCCAUAGGUUGUUUAGCAAAAAGGUUGUUGUUGUUCUUGACGAUGUUGAUCAUGUACAACACUUGAAAUACUUAGUUGGAAGACAAGAUUGGUUCGGUUUAGGGAGUAGAAUCAUCGUAACAACCAGAGAUGAACAUUUGCUCCGAUCUUAUCUAAUCGAUGAUGUGUAUAAGCCUACAACAUUGAAUCCCAAUGAUGCACUUAGGCUUUUCAAUUUGAAAGCUUUUGAUAGUGAUACAAUGUUGAAAGAUGAUUUUAGUGAGCUUUCUGAACAUAUUGUAAAUUACGCUGGUGGUCUCCCCUUAGCUCUUGAAGUCUUGGGUUCUUUUUUGUGCGAUAGAAAUUUAGCUCAAUGGAGAAACGCAAUCGAAAGAAUUAAACAUGAUUCCAACAAAGAAAUUCUUGACACACUCAGAAUCAGCUUUGAUGGGUUGGAAGAAAAGGAAAAGAAUAUAUUUCUAGACAUAGCAUGCUUUUUCAAUGGGGAGAAGAAAUAUUUAGAAAUGAAAGUAUUGGAUGGUUGUGAGUUUUUCCCAGAUAUUGGAAUCGAUGUUCUCAUUAAGAAAUCUCUUAUAAAAGUCAGUGAUGAUAACCAAUAUUUAUGGAUGCAUGCCUUGUUGCAAGAAAUGGGAAGAAAAGUUGUUGAAGAAAAAUGCGUUGAUGAACCUGGAAAACGUUGUAGAUUGUGGAAGGAAAGAGAUGUCCAUCAUGUCCUAGCAAAAAACACUGUAAAUCAUUGAACAAAAAUUACAUACAAAAUUUUCUUUUUGUCAAUAUAUGAUGUAAAACCAAAGCUUAGUCUAAUUGAUUUACAUAUCCAUUUUUAAGUGAAAUUGAGUAGCUUUAAGAUAAUUUUCAUUUGUUGAUCAUAAAUAUUAAUAAGAACUGGUAAUAUAAACAUUCAAUUUUAUUGAAA